This is a messenger RNA of Nerophis lumbriciformis (worm pipefish), 1640 nucleotides long. Its product is annotated as voltage-dependent calcium channel gamma-5 subunit. Gene Ontology annotation, molecular function: voltage-gated calcium channel activity; channel regulator activity. The record is from RefSeq and is a predicted model, not a curated record. Gene Ontology annotation, cellular component: postsynaptic density membrane; AMPA glutamate receptor complex. NCBI's taxonomy places the organism in Eukaryota, Metazoa, Chordata, Actinopteri, Syngnathiformes, Syngnathidae. Gene Ontology annotation, biological process: neurotransmitter receptor internalization; neurotransmitter receptor transport, postsynaptic endosome to lysosome; postsynaptic neurotransmitter receptor diffusion trapping.
GGAGCUCGCCCCCCCCCCCCCCAGUCUAACACGCGCAUACACGCGCGUGCCACGCGCGCCCUGCUCGCAAUUAGCUGGAAAGUAGACGUGCACGCGCCUGGGCGUUCACAGCUGUGCUUGGCGCCAAAGAGGUGACAGUGACUGAGAGUCGCCGCUUAACAACAAAAAUAAUAUAAAAAAAGACGGAAAAAAAAGAAAGAAAGAACGAGCAGCUUUUUCUCUUCAACGAGUUUCCUUUCGUGAAGCUCCACUUUCUGCUGGCGGCGCCCUUUUGCUCUUGAGGCUGUGGUAUGAGCCUAUGUGGCAGGAAGGCGCUGACGUUGCUGAGCAGCGUGUUCGCCGUUUGCGGCCUGGGCCUGUUGGGCAUCGCCGUGAGCACCGACUAUUGGCUCUACCUGGAGGAAGGUGUCAUCCUCCCACUCAACCAGAGCACCGAAAUACGCAUGUCCCUUCAUUCGGGCCUAUGGAGGGUUUGUUUCUUGGCGGGGGAAGAGAAAGGUCGGUGUUUUACCAUUGAAUAUGUGAUGCCCACUAAAGUCCAGAUGACUUCUGAGUCUACUGUUAGUGUCCUGAAGAUGAUUCGCUCAGCCACACCUUUCCCCCUGGUCAGCCUCUUCUUCAUGUUCAUUGGUUUUGUCCUCAGCAACAUCGGCCACAUUCGACCUCAUCGCACCAUCCUGGCUUUUGUUUCGGGAAUCUUCUUCAUCCUGUCAGGUCUCUCUCUGGUCGUCGGUCUCGUCUUGUACAUCUCCAACAUCAAUGAUGAAAUGUUAAACAGGACCAAAAGCAACGAGGCCUACUUCAGCUACAAGUACGGCUGGUCCUUUGCCUUCGCUGCCAUCUCCUUCCUCCUCACUGAGACGGCGGGCGUGAUGUCUGUGUACCUGUUCAUGAAGCGCUACACGGCAGCGGAAAUGUAUCGGCCCCACCAAGGCUUCUACCGCCCUCGACUCAGCAACUGCUCCGACUACUCGGGCCAGUUCCUCCACCCGGACGCCUGGGCCGGGCGUGGCCGCAGCCCGUCCUCCAUCUCCUCCGAGGCGUCCCUCCAGAUGAACUCGUCCAACUACCCCGCCCUCCUCAAGUGUCCCGAGUACGAGCAGAUGUCGUCGUCGCCGUGCUGAAACACAGGAUGGAAAGAAACUUCCACUGAUGCCAAAGGAAGACGUGGCGAAGGGGCCACCUUUAUCACGACCACCUCCCACAGCAAAUGUGGGGAGAGUGUAUUACUCACGCAGACAAAGUGUGGAGAAAAUUAAUAUAAGUGAGUCAUAAAUACAAUUAUGUCAAAAUGUACAUUUGGCCUUUAAUGGAAAGUACAUGUGAUUGUAUUGUAUAGAAGGAAAUACUGCUAGACGAGAUUGUAGUGAUUAAUUCAAAGUCUAUUUAUGGAUAGAUAUUUUUGUAAUUGAUGCCCUUAUUAUUGUUGGCCAUGUGCUACAAUAUUGAAUAUCAAUAUUUCACGCAGCAUUAAUAAGUAAACAUAUCACACAAUCAUGUUAUCUUUGUUCACUUUAAUAAUAAAUAGUGUUAAUAUUUCAUUGUAAUUUAGUCGCAUGAUGUGGACCCAUACGCUAUGAAACAUGUCAUUACUUUGUUUUUAGUUCUGUAAGCCGGUUUAUUUAGCAUUUGUCUAAAAA